AUGAAGCUCUUGUUGUUCAUGGUGCCUCUCAUACUCGUUGCAGGGCUUGUUUCAAUAUCGGGUCCUAACCCUUCUAGUACUAGCUCACAUCUCUUAUGGAGCUUUGUUACUCCAUCUUCUUCCUCAAGUACUAGUGGUGGAGCUGAUAUUUCUGUGAUCAUUGUGGAGGCCCCACCUGUUUCAUCUGAAGUGAAACAGAGAGAAGGGUUAAUGGUGGUGGCCAUGGAUUCUCACGGCAAGGAAGAGAAAGCUAUCUCCGAUGACACUUCCUUCAAUCACUCAUCUACUCCACCACUUUCCGUUCAGGCCAUACAAACUCCUCAACAACCUAACAAAGCUGAAGAAGUUCUCAAUGUCUCCCAAAUUCAGCCUAACUUGGCUCCGGUCAAUGAUUCUUCUGUUCCUCUAAGGAUACCUAGGCAGCCAAGAAAGUUCAGCAUCUUAGAUAGAACCGAAGCUGGUCUACUACAAGCUCGAGCUGCAAUUAGAGAAGCAAGAAACGGGAAUCAAACACAAGAUAGUGACUAUGUUCCAGUAGGACCAAUGUAUUAUAAUGCUAAUGCAUUUCACAGGAGUUACUUAGAAAUGGAGAAACAGUUCAAAGUAUACGUCUAUGAAGAAGGGGAGCCCCCAGUUUUCCAUAAUGGACCUUGUAAAAGCAUAUACUCCAUGGAGGGAAUUUUCAUCCAUGCUAUUGAGAUGAAUGACCAAUUUCGAACAAGAGAUCCAGAGAAAGCACAUGUGUUUUUCCUUCCUUUUAGUAUAGCAAUGAUGGUUCAAUUUGUCUAUGUACCUAACUCUCAUGAUUUUGGCCCCAUAAAAAAAACUGUCUCGGACUAUGUCAAUCUCAUUGCUGAAAGAUAUCCCUUUUGGAACCGAAGCCUUGGAGCUGAUCAUUUCAUGCUAUCUUGCCAUGACUGGGGGCCAGAGACUUCAUUUUCUGUUCCUAACUUGUACAAGAAUUCGAUUCGUGUACUCUGCAAUGCUAACACCUCUGAGGGAUUCAAGCCUGGAAAGGAUGUAUCUUUCCCAGAAAUCAAUCUCCAAUACGGUUCAACAAAUGGUAUCAUUGGUGGGCCAUCUGCAUCUAAACGUUCAGUUUUGGCUUUCUUUGCUGGGGGGCUUCAUGGUCCCAUUAGGCCUAUUCUUCUUGAGCACUGGGAAAACAAGGAUGAAGACCUUCAGGUUCACAAGUACCUUCCAAAGGGUAUGUCCUACUAUGAUAUGCUGAGGAAGAGCAGGUUCUGCCUUUGUCCAAGUGGGUACGAGGUAGCUAGUCCGAGAGUAGUGGAGGCAAUCUACACAGGGUGCGUUCCAGUGCUCAUUUCAGAUCAUUAUGUACCUCCAUUCAGUGAUGUUUUGAAUUGGAAAGCAUUCUCCGUUGAGGUUUCAGUGAAGGACAUUCCUAACUUGAAGAAAAUUCUAUUGAGUAUUUCUCCAACGCAGUAUAUAAGAAUGCAGAGAAGAGUAGUACAAAUUAGGAGACACUUUGAGGUACAUUUUCCUCCCAAGCGAUUCGAUGUGUUCCAUAUGACCCUUCAUUCUGUUUGGCUUAGAAGAUUGAACUUCAGAGUCCACGAUGAUCAAUAA
Molecule: messenger RNA, 1590 nt
Organism: Gastrolobium bilobum
Lineage: Eukaryota; Viridiplantae; Streptophyta; Magnoliopsida; Fabales; Fabaceae
Product: probable glycosyltransferase At5g03795
Exons: 4
Coding region: 1-1590 (529 amino acids)
Molecular function (GO): glycosyltransferase activity
Source: RefSeq, a predicted model, not a curated record